Messenger RNA from Phialemonium atrogriseum, 1593 nucleotides. Its product is annotated as translation protein SH3-like domain-containing protein. Gene Ontology annotation, biological process: mitochondrial translation. The record is from RefSeq and is a predicted model, not a curated record. Bases 243 to 1412 code for a protein of 389 amino acids. Gene Ontology annotation, cellular component: ribosome; mitochondrial large ribosomal subunit. The transcript is spliced from 3 exons. Gene Ontology annotation, molecular function: RNA binding; transferase activity; structural constituent of ribosome. NCBI's taxonomy places the organism in Eukaryota, Fungi, Ascomycota, Sordariomycetes, Cephalothecales, Cephalothecaceae.
GUUUAGUCUGAUGUCGCCCGGUGUGGCUCAACUCAUCGGAUCGGCGCAUAGUUGAUCAACUUUUUUUCGACCUCGCCGAAGCUGUCUAACAACCGCCAACCAAAGCAUUGGCGGAUGGUCAUUACGUCUGGAGAUCAACUCAUGCAGUUAAACGCAAUUCCUCUCAUGAUUUCUUCGUUCAAUUGAACCAUAUCAACCCUCCUCGAGCUCGGCUUGAGCUUCGAUAGGCUCCCUUGGCAACAAUGUUACAGCCUAGGCUUCGGCCACUGGCCAGGAGCAGUGUCUCAUUCUGUCGCAGCAGUGUUGUUUUGCGCCUCACCAGAAGCUAUGCAACACCUACACAGAGCAGCAAUCGAGAGACCUCAUCCUCUCAAGGCGCAGUUUCUAGCAGCUUUGCGGUUCCCACACCUCCUACCAGGUCCGAGAAGGAAUCGGCUCUGAUGCGAACAUAUAAGCCCCGAACCCCGGGAGUCCGACAUCUCAAGCGUCCCAUCAAUGACCAUCUUUGGAAAGGGCGGCCAUACCUGCCGCUUACUUUCCCCAAAAAGGGCCAGUCGAAGGGUGGGAGAAACAACACCGGCGUUAUAACGGUCAGGCAUCGCGGUGGAGGCGUCAAGAGGAGAAUACGUACCGUCGAUUUCAAGAGAUGGGCGCCGGGGCCACAUCUCGUGGAGCGUAUUGAGCACGACCCGGGACGAAGCGCACACAUCGCUCUGCUGACCGAUCAGGCGACCGGGAAGAAGAGCUACAUUGUGGCGGCGGACGGAAUGAGGGCUGGCGAUGUUGUCCAGAGCUACCGAUCGGGCAUCCCACAAGACCUCCUCGACAGCAUGGGCGGCGUCAUUGAUCCCGGUAUCCUGGCUGCCAAGACGGCCUGGAGGGGGAACUGCCUCCCGAUGCACAUGAUUCCCGUCGGCACGACGGUGUAUAAUGUCGGUUCUCGCCCCGACGGCGGGGCCGUGUUUUGUCGCAGCGCCGGCACCCAUGCCGUCGUUGUAUCCAAGGAGGAGGAAACUCGAGAAGAUGGCACGAAAGUCAUGACUGGCAAAUACGUCAAUGUCCGACUGCAGAGUGGCGAGGUCAGAAAAGUGAGCAAGGACGCAUGUGCAACGAUCGGAGUCGCCAGCAAUACCCUCCAUCACUAUAGGCAGCUUGGCAAGGCAGGAAGGAGUAGAUGGUUGAACAUCAGGCCAACAGUGAGGGGUGUGGCAAUGAAUGCCUUUGAGCAUCCCCACGGUGGUGGCCGUGGAAAGUCCAAGGGCAAUCGUCACCCCGUCAGUCCUUGGGGACAGCUUGCGAAAGGUGGCUUCAAGACUCGGCGUACGCACAAUGUCAACAAGUGGGUGGUUGUUCCUCGGGUUCGGAACAUGGGAAGGCAGCGCGGCAAGGCAUCCAAGAAAUCCAAGGAGUAGAUGUGUUGUAAAGAUCAUUGUGUACAUUCCGGGGCCAUUCACAUAUUGUACAAUACGUUAUAUCGAAGACGAAGUAUCCUUACCUUUUGUCUUGUCACAAUUCGCAGCCUGACCUUCGCCUUAUGGAGAGCUAUCUUCUCUCUUCUGGUUGCAGACGGGGUCGGAAAUGGUGUUGCUCUUG